CUCCGCUCAUGCAUUGUCACUCAUACAUGCAGGACACGCUGGCGGCUCAUCAGAGAGCAACAUUAUGUCAGCUCAAAGGGAGACCACCAGCGCAGUGGAACUACUCAAAAUACCUGAACAAAACCUUGGCUUGUCAAGAAUGAAGCAGUAUUCUCCCGGCCAUGGGCGUAAACUGGGCCAGACAAGAAAGUUCCGAUACAGGAGGGAUUUUAAAGAUGAGGAAAACCCCGAAGAGAAAGCCCGUCACCUCAAAGAGCUACAGCUCAACCCGCUGUAUAAGGAGUUGUUGUACACUAUUGCGCAUAAGAUGGGAAAAUCGGCAUCAACGGAGGUCUUUGCCGACAGCCAACUUCACCAGUAUAUCAAAGAGGCUCUAACAAUGACAGAAUCUGAGCACAACUCUCUGAUGGAAGUAGUACAAAACUCCGAGCCACCUGUGUACUGCCUGAUGGCUACUGUAAAGGAAGCCAGGGGAAUUCUGGGAAAAGAUGUUAGCGGUUUAAGUGACCCCUACUGCUUGCUGACCAUACUGGAGGACGAAGAAGAGAGGCGCACACGUCGUUCCAGAGCCAAGGCCAUUAAAUACGUGGUCAAGGACGCCGUGUCUGACGAUAAGAUCUAUCAGACCGACAUCAAGAAGCAGACUCUCAACCCAAUUUGGAACGAAACAUUUAUACUGGAGUUUGAAGACAUUGCGGGUGCCAGCUUCCACCUUGAAAUGUGGGAUAAAGAUGAGGAGGUGUCGCUCACUCAAAAACUCGAGGAGAUCACCACCAGUUUGUCGAGUUUAAGCAGAAUUCUUAAGGAGGUCACAAAGGAGAAAGGGACCGAUGACUUUUUGGGGAAAGUUGUUAUCAAGCUACAGGAUCUCCACUGCACUGAGGACAACUGGUACAUUCUGCAGCCGAGAACAGAGACGUACCCGGACCGAGGCCAAUGUCACCUGGACCUCAAGUUUAUCCAUAAAGCGAGAGAUGACACACUAAGCCCAGGUCGAAACGCUUACACCAACUACUGUGGAAUCCUGCAACAGUUUGUCCUGUCUUACAUUUCCAAGCAAAAGAGUUCCGCCCCAUGGAAAGGGGAAUUGUGCGGCGAGGCGCAGACUCUCCUGGAGCAUUACGCCACACAGAAUGACCUUUCACCUUUUCUUCAAGACUUGGCGAAAUGGGUGGCUUACAGUAAACUGUACCAAAGCAUCGAGGUGGAUUCCUCUUUGCUGUUACAACAACUCACGUGUGUGGAGUACCACUGGCAUCAACAGGAGCUGCCAUACCAACAGAAGCAAGAACUGGGCGACUCUCUUCAUGGUUUCCUGCAUUACGGUCUCCAUCUCGUGUCAAAAUACCGAGACGUCUUCCCCCCGACGCCGAGUGCCACUCCGAAAUUACACACACUGCUCAGGAUCUUAGUCCAGAUCUGCAAGACAAAAGCAUUUCAGAAAAUGAACCCGGCUGAUUUUGAACUGCACGACGAGGUGGCCGACGCGGUCCAGACGGGCACGCAGGCGUGGUUUAGCAACAAAAAAGGUUUGCACCAGCCAAUGACCAAGGAGCUAUCAGAGAUCAUUAGCGCCUUGUCCAGGUUGAUUGUCGAAGUACGGGAUGACAUAAAACUCAACAGGGAUGUCUGGAACAGAACAUUUGUCAGUGCGGUACAACUGGACGUGUUCACUGAAGUCUACGAGAAGUUCGAUUCUCUGCUUGCUACAGAAGUGAGAGAAACCUUAUCUCAAAUGGAGGGUCACAUUGAUCAGAGUCUAGCCAACAGCCUGUUUCCUGUUUACCUGAACCUGCAAGCCAUCCGCAAGGACAAGGCCUUCUUACAGAAAAGGGGUUUACUGAAGCUGACAAACUUUCAUGUGAGCUUCAGAGAGGCUCAGCCUUUCUGGCUCCACCAGAUAUUCAACACCACGAUGGACAGAGUGGAGAGGGCCGUGAAAGUCGACAAGCUACAGCCCAUGCACUCCAGUGCAGCACCCAUAAAACACAGCUCCUCGGCCGUGGACCUGGUUGCUUGCAUCCAGCCUGUGUGCGACAUGUGGGAGCAGAUGUCCUGGCCGGACCCCGAGGAGUCAUUCAUGCUCAUGGUCAAAAUCACUGAGGAUGUUUGUAAGAUUGUGGUGACCUACUGUCAUCGUCUCAAAGCCAGAGUCAGGAUGCUCUCUGAGAAGUCAGACCAUGGAAGCGCAAUUAAAAUGCUGUGCGUUGUGGUGAACGACCUGGAAUACCUGCGGUCCGUCGUGGCGCAGCUUCCCGCGAAGCUAAAAUGGGCGGCGCUUUGGGAGCGCACCCGACACGCCAUCGGGGAAAGUCAGUUUCACAACACGCUGCAGGCGCAAGUGCAGCAAACUCAGGGCGCCCUCGGACGAGAGAUCCGCUCCGCUUUGGACACGCUGAGCAAAAAGUUGAAUGCAGAUAUUGAGACUUACGUCAGAGGAAUGUCAACCACAACGCAAAAUCCCUCCAAAUCCACAGAAGAUGCCGCAACCCCUCUCAUGCGCUAUCUGGAAAAAGAGCUGCAUUACAUGAAUGAAAACUUGGUUCAAGAGAACUUCAACAGUCUGCUGACUCCCUUGUGGAACAACUCGGUGAAAAUCCUCUACCAGAUGGCUGCUGCGCAUUCGCACCAAGGGGGGCUCAUGGUAUUCUGUCACAGGCUGCUGUACACACUGCAGUGCCUGGAACAGUGCUUCCACGGCGAGGGUAACGGUCUUCCAUUGGAAACACUCCACUCUGAUGAUUACAAGGCUCUCAAGGCCUACCUGACUCAUCACUCUCUGAGCAGUCGCCAGCUUGUGGACAAGUACCUCGAAGGGAAAAUAUUGGAGCAGAGAGUGACUGCCGGUGAGAAAUACGGCGCGGUUACACUUCGCACCAACUACAGGAGAUCGGACCAAAGACUCAGAGUUGAAGUGUUGAACGCAGCCAACCUUCUACCAAUGGAUUCCAACGGUUUAAGUGAUCCCUACGUGCAGUUGUGUCUGGAGCCUUUCCACACCUUCCCUCUUGUAGAACCUUGCCGCACUCAGAUAAAAAGCUGCGAUCUAAAUCCUCUCUUCGAUGAGGGCUUUGAGUUCCUGAUUGGGUUGGAUCAGUGCCAUGCUCCAGGUGCAUGCUUGGUAGUGACGGUUCUGGACCAUGACACCUUGAGCACUGACGACUUUGAAGGUGAAGCCUUCCUGUGUCUCAAAGACAUACCUGGAGUAGCAAAUACAGAGGCAGAAAAACACGGACCGGGCUUUCAUCCCGAUCCAGUUCCUGCUCAAAUUCGUCUCCCUUUGAUGCAUCCAAAACCUAAUGAAAACAGUAUCCUUAAAUUGCUGGAGUCCAGAAAAGGCGAUCGAGAAAUACAAGCCUUUGUGAAGAAAAGAAGACAAAGAGAGAAACAAUCCAAGGAGCGAAGUCAACCAUGACACAUGCACGUUUUUUUUUCCAUCCAAAAAUAUACAAUUUGUUUUAAUGAACUAAAUCCAUUCAUAAUGAAACACUGAUAUAAGACAGUCCACUUCCUGAUGCAUUUUCUAAUCAGUGCGGUAAAGUUUGUCAAUACACAGAACAUGUUAAGACUACAAUGAAAUGUCAACAAUGACAAGCUGCCUUGGGAAAAUACGGCAGGUUUGAAUAAACAUGUGAGUAAUUGAGACGAUGUGAAAAGUUAUGAAAUU
Molecule: messenger RNA, 3667 nt
Organism: Hippocampus comes (tiger tail seahorse)
Lineage: Eukaryota; Metazoa; Chordata; Actinopteri; Syngnathiformes; Syngnathidae
Gene: unc13d
Product: unc-13 homolog D (C. elegans)
Exons: 34
Coding region: 65-3415 (1116 amino acids)
Biological process (GO): secretion
Cellular component (GO): exocytic vesicle
Source: RefSeq, a predicted model, not a curated record